GAUUGAGUUACUAAACUGAAUGUGAAUUGUGAAACUCUGAUGCUGAAAUUGAAAGGAGCCCUAAAUUGAAAAUGCGAGAGCUGGAGGCUGAGCUGCGCCUGAUGACCGACGUUGUCCCUCCGCCGUAGGCUGUCAUUGUCCGGCUGUCUUCUUCGGUAUCGCUGCUGUGCUUCGUCCUCGUCGAGCUCGAUUCGUCGUGACGUCGUUGCUUUCUCCAGCGCGGUCCCUGUUGCCGCUGCUCACUGUCCGACGCCAUCCCUGUCGCCGCCGCUGAAAGUCCUCUGCAUACUCCUUCCCUCGUCGGUGGCUGAGUUGCUUGCUGCUGACUCCUUCCCUCCGCCGCAAUCACCGCUUCUUCCUUGUGGUCCAGGAUCCAAGGGACUGUUAUUCUGAGGUCAAAUUGGUAGCUAACAUGGAAGAAGAAGACGAUUAUGUUGAGUAUGUGCCUGUGGCCAAGCGUCGUGCCAUGGAAGCUCAGAAGAUUCUCCAACGCAAGGGUCAGGCAUCUACUGCCACCGAUGCUGAUCUCGAGAAACUAAGAGUAGCUGAAACUAAGCCCAGUCUUCUAGUUAAGGCUUCACAGUUGAAACGAGAGCAGCCUGAGAUUAGUGCAACAGAACAGAUUGUUCAACAAGAGAAGGAAAUGAUUGAGAACUUGUCAGAUAGAAAGACCCUUAUGUCUGUUCGUGAAUUGGCUAAGGGGAUUACUUAUACUGAACCAUUGCUUACCGGGUGGAAGCCACCUUUGCAGGUGAGAAGGAUGUCUAAAAAAGAAUGUGAUUUGAUUCGCAAGCAGUGGCAUAUAAUAGUUGAUGGUGAAGAUAUCCCACCUCCAAUUAAGAAUUUUAAGGAUAUGCGGUUUCCUGAGCCGGUUUUGAAGAAAUUAAAAGCUAAGGGAAUUGUGCAACCGACACCCAUUCAGGUGCAAGGCCUUCCUGUUAUCUUAUCUGGGAGGGAUAUGAUUGGGAUUGCUUUCACAGGCUCAGGAAAAACCCUGGUAUUUGUGCUGCCAAUGAUCAUGGUAGCAAUGCAGGAGGAAAUCAUGAUGCCUAUUGCUCCCGGAGAAGGUCCAUUCGGUUUGAUAAUUUGUCCUUCACGAGAACUGGCUCGGCAGACUUAUGAAGUGGUUGAACAGUUCUUGAUACCUUUGAAGGAAGCUGGAUAUCCGGAGCUCAGGCCUUUGCUAUGCAUCGGUGGAGUGGAUAUGAGAUCACAGCUUGAGAUUGUGAAGAAGGGUGUCCAUAUUGUUGUUGCCACUCCUGGUAGAUUGAAGGAUAUGUUGGCCAAGAAGAAAAUGAAUCUUGAUAAUUGCAGGUAUUUAACAUUAGAUGAGGCUGAUCGAUUGGUAGAUUUAGGAUUUGAAGACGACAUAAGAGAAGUUUUUGAUCACUUCAAAGCUCAAAGGCAGACUCUGUUAUUUUCUGCCACUAUGCCUACAAAAAUUCAGAACUUCGCCAGAAGUGCUUUGGUGAAACCUAUUAUUGUCAAUGUGGGACGGGCUGGGGCAGCAAAUCUUGAUGUGAUCCAAGAGGUAGAGUAUGUAAAGCAAGAGGCGAAAAUCGUUUAUCUCCUUGAGUGCCUUCAAAAAACCCCACCUCCUGUUCUGAUAUUCUGUGAGAAUAAGGCUGAUGUCGAUGACAUUCAUGAAUAUCUUCUCUUGAAAGGAGUGGAAGCAGUGGCUAUUCAUGGAGGCAAGGAUCAGGAAGAGAGAGAGAAUGCCAUUUCGGCUUUUAAGGCUGGAAAGAAAGAUGUGUUGGUAGCAACUGAUGUUGCAUCCAAAGGUUUGGAUUUUCCAGAUAUUCAGCAUGUCAUCAACUACGACAUGCCAGCUGAAAUUGAAAAUUAUGUCCAUAGGAUUGGUCGAACAGGAAGAUGUGGCAAGACCGGUAUAGCUACAACAUUCAUUAACAAGAACCAGAGUGAGACAACAUUGCUUGAUUUGAAGCACCUCUUGCAAGAAGCAAAACAAAGAAUACCUCCAGUUUUGGCUGAGCUGAAUGAUCCAAUGGAAGACAAUGAUGCAAUCACAGACAUAAGUGGGGUGAAGGGAUGUGCUUACUGUGGUGGUCUUGGUCAUCGUAUCCGUGAUUGUCCCAAAUUGGAACAUCAGAAGAGCAUGGCAAUUGCAAAUAAUAGAAAGGAUUAUUUUGGUUCUGGAGGUUACAGGGGUGAAAUUUGAAAGCACCAGUCCCUUGUGUACAAGGUUU
Arachis ipaensis is the source of this 2207-nucleotide messenger RNA. RefSeq names its product DEAD-box ATP-dependent RNA helicase 35. The record is from RefSeq and is a predicted model, not a curated record. Gene Ontology annotation, biological process: mRNA splicing, via spliceosome. NCBI's taxonomy places the organism in Eukaryota, Viridiplantae, Streptophyta, Magnoliopsida, Fabales, Fabaceae. Gene Ontology annotation, molecular function: ATP binding; RNA helicase activity; nucleic acid binding.